This is a messenger RNA of Halteromyces radiatus, 411 nucleotides long. Its product is annotated as stress responsive A/B barrel domain-containing protein. The record is from RefSeq and is a predicted model, not a curated record. Bases 50 to 343 code for a protein of 97 amino acids. NCBI's taxonomy places the organism in Eukaryota, Fungi, Mucoromycota, Mucoromycetes, Mucorales, Cunninghamellaceae. The transcript has 4 exons.
UUUUUUUUUUUAUUUUUGUCCUUUUUCCUUUUCAUAUAUUACUUUUACCAUGACUAUUGUUCACAUUGUUAUUGCAAAGUUCAAACCUGAAGUCAGUGAAGAAAUCAAACAACAAGCGUUAGUAGAUGUAUUAGCACUCAAAGAUACCAUUCCUCAAAUUAAGUCUGCUUCUGCUGGAAAGACCUUUACUGAUAGAAGUAAGGGUUUUGAAUAUAGUUGGGUAGUAGAAUUGGAUACCAAAGAGGAACUUGGGAUUUACGCAGAAGCACCUAGUCAUGUUGAUUUUGUGAAAAAGUAUAGACCUAUGAUGGAUGAUCUAAUUGCUGUGGACUAUGAAAAAUGAUCAUCUCCUUCGGUAUCUGAAUCUUUUUUUUUCUGAAAUAAAAAAAACCUCAAUUGUGUUCCAUUUUU